CCCGCGGCCGCCCCGCGCCUGCCGGUAAGGGCCGGGGCAGCGGGGGGUGCUCGGGCCGGGGGAUGCCCGCAACGCGGGAUGCCCCGUGCCCGCCCCGGGAUGCAGCCCCAUCCAGCCGCGCUGUGACCGGCCCUGGGCAGGGGUGACCCAGCACCGCUCGGAUCCCCGGUGGGGCCCUGCUCUGCAGCCCCCGCCCUGUUUGCUCGGGCACCGGCCUCGCCCUGCGGGCAGAGGGAGGCGGAGCCGCCGCUGGCCCCGCGCUGGGGCACACCAGACCAGACCCCCUGUGUGUCCCCAGAGACCCCCGAGAUGGCCUUCCAGAGGAGCCACCGGCUGAACCUGCUGCGCCUCAUCGUGCUGCUCCUCGUGGCCUUGGCUGGCAUCAAGUUCCUCUUCCGUGACAGCCUCACCCUGGAGCUGCACAAGCACGUCAGCAAGGACAGCGGGUUCUGGGGGGACACGGGUGACGUUGUACAGGACGUCAUCCCCCAGAGUCAGCACGUUCUGGAGGCCCCUGCAGCCAAGAUAAUGACCCUGAAGCAAAAGCAGCAGGUGCCCAGGGAUGUCAGUGCCACCCAGAUGAGGCUGGUCCACCUGGACCUCAAGGGAGCUGCGCCCAGAGUCUCCUACCUGGAGCAGGUGUUCCCCCUCCUGUCCCAGCUGGGAGCCAACGGCGUCCUCAUCGAGUACGAGGACAUGUUCCCCUUCAAGGGGGAGCUGGAAAUCCUCAGGUCCCCGUACGCUUACAGCGAGGAGGACAUCGAGCGGAUCCAGCAGCUGGCAGAGCAGCACAAGCUGGAGGUGGUUCCCCUGGUGCAGACCUUUGGGCACGUGGAGUUCAUCCUCAAGCACGAGAAGUACCAGCACCUGCGGGAGGUCGAGCGCUUCCCCAACAGCUUCAACCCCCACGUGCCCGACACGCUGGCCCUGCUCAAGAGCGUCCUGUCCCAGGUGAUCGAGAAGCACCGCCGCUCCUCCUGGAUCCACAUCGGGGCAGACGAGGUUUUCCACCUCGGGGAGGGGACGGACUCCAAGAACUGGAUGAGCCAGCACAAGGGCGACGUGGGCACCAUGUACCUGAGGCACAUCAAGGAGGUUCUGGGCUUCCUGACGGCGCAGUACUGGGGGCUGCGCGUGCUCAUGUGGGACGACAUGCUGAGGAAGAUCAGCGUGGGAGCCCUGCGGGAGUCGGGGAUAGCCAAGCACGUCUCACCCGUGCUGUGGUUCUACGCACCCGACUUUGAGGCUGAGCAGAUCGUGCAGUUCCUCACCAAGUACGUGGAGAGCGGCUUCGAGGCCGUGUGGUUCGCCAGCGCCUUCAAGGGCACCACGGGGCCGGCGCAGGCCUGGACCCCGCUGAGCUACCACCUGAAAAACCACCUGAGCUGGCUGAAGGUGAUGCAGGCCGUGCCACGGCUGGCCCCGCUGCGCUUGCAGGGCGUUGUGCUCACCGGCUGGCAGAGGUACGAUCACUACUCGGUGCUCUGUGAGCUGCUGCCCGUCAGCAUCCCCUCGCUGGCCAUCUGCCUGCAGACCCUGGUGAACGGGGGCUUCACAGAGGAGGCAAAGAGGAAGGUGCUGGAUGUGCUGGGCUUGGACAGCGUGCAGCUGGAGCAGAGCACCUGCGAGGGCAGGGGCGCGUUCCCUGGUGCGGAGAUCUACCACAUGGUGGAGCAGGUCAAUGGCCACCUGAAGGAGAGCAUCCUCAAGGUGCUGGAGGAGGAGAGUGCCAUCAAGGGCUGGUUCAGCCCCUACCACAGGAAGCGGCAGUUUGGGAACCCCCGCAACAUGGAGAGCUUUGGCAGCAAGGUGCUGAAGCUCCAUGAGGACUGGGAGAGCUUCGUCCGUGACCUGCGUGCCCAGCUGGACAGGAUCUACUUCCCUGACACGGUGGAGGAGUGGCUGGAGGAGAACGUCAACCCCUACCUGGACCAGCUGCGGGACCUGGUGCGGGACUACCGAGCCAUCAUCCGCCUCAAGGGCCGGCCCAAGGCCACGUAGGGGCUGCAGCCGUGGGUCCUGCUGCCCCCUGGCUCUGGGGCCACCGUGGUGUGCGUGUGUGUGUGUGUGUGUGUGUGUGUGUGUGUGUGUGUGCUGGUAUGGCCACCGUGGUGUGUGUGUGUGUGUCUGUGUGUCUGUGUGUCUGUGUGUGUGUGUGUGUGUGUGUGUGUGUGUUUGUUUGCUGGUGAUGGCCACCACGGUGUGUGUGUGUGUGUGUGUGUGUGUGUGUGUGUGUGUGUGUGUGUGUGUGUGCUGGUGAUGGCCACCAUCCUGUGUGUUUACUGGUGAUGGCCACCAUGGUGUGUGUGUGUGUGUGUGUGUGUGUGUGUGUGUGUGUGUUUGUUUGCUGGUGAUGGCCACCACGGUGUGUGUGUGUGUGUGUGUGUGUGUGUGUGUGUGUGUGUGUGUGUGUGUGUGUGUGUGUUGCUGGUGAUGGCCACCACGGUGUGUGUGUGUGUGUUUGCUGGUGACAGCGCUGCUGCUGUCUGCGCUGUGCGGAGCCCCUGCACUGCCCCUCCACAAUAAAGUAUUUUCGUAGA
Melospiza melodia melodia is the source of this 2540-nucleotide messenger RNA. Its product is annotated as hexosaminidase D-like. Lineage: Eukaryota; Metazoa; Chordata; Aves; Passeriformes; Passerellidae. The transcript is spliced from 15 exons. Gene Ontology annotation, molecular function: hexosaminidase activity. Gene Ontology annotation, biological process: carbohydrate metabolic process. The record is from RefSeq and is a predicted model, not a curated record. Bases 310 to 2001 code for a protein of 563 amino acids.